AUUAAUUGAAAAUCUUGAAAUCAAAUAUAUGAGAACAUUUUUAUUAUUUUUAGAAAAAAAGAAGCAAUUCAAAAUGAAUAAAACUGUUCUUAAUACAGUAUUGAAAAAACUUUAUAAAAUAGCCAAAUAUCCCAGACUGUAUGAAUUAAAAAAAAAUCCAACAAUGUACAAAGGAAAAAAAAACAUAGAUUACUCUCAUUAUGAUUUUGCAAGCGUAUUGUCAUAUACAAGAUACAUUUUCAAAAGAAUUGAAAGCCCAUCAAUUGAAAUUGUUGGAACCAUGCUAUUAGGAGAGACUCAAUUUCAUCCAGAAGAGGUUUAUAAAUUGUAUUCUCGUGUAAUUUAUUCCAAAUCACCAGAGAAAGACCGGAAGUUCAAUAGCAUCACAGGGGUAUACUUGAUUCCAAAUGAGGACUGUUUGGCUUCAUUAUUGACCUGUUCACUCAAAAUUAAGAAAUUGGACAAAGAAAUUCCGGAUUCAUCUGAACAUAAAUGUUAUGAUGCUGAAACUGGGUACUUGAUGUGGGAGGAUAAAUAUGCUGUUCAAGUGGCUAUUAGUGAGUUCAAAAAAUGGGUGAGGUUUUCGAAUUUGAAGGAGGAAGAUGAGAAUGCUGAGAGUGAGAGCAUUCAGAACUCAUUUGACGAUUAUGUUUUGCCCUCCAAUGAGCUAUGGAUUCUAUAUAUCAAAGUGCUAUUCAAGUACAACUACUUGGACCACCUAUCAGACAUCUUGAGAUGGUGGGAAAGACUAAGCUUCAAUCCCAACAAAAGGUGCUUGUUGCACUUGAUGGCCAGCUUGCCUGAAGAUGUUGCCAACGUACUAAGAAAACAUGCUGAAAGCAACUUGAAAGAGGCAGUUGCUGGUGAUGUCCCAGACUCUGCUGAUGAGCAUAUCUCCUACGAGACUUGCAAGGACGACUUCAGGUUCACCAACUGGCCCUGGCCCACUGAGUUUGAAUUGCAGGACUUCAGAAUCGACUAUGUGUCAACAAUGAAGAACAAACAGGCUGUAGAAGAUGCACUGUAGCUGUAGAUAUAUAGAUUCGAAUAAACUGCUCUUCCUCGGUGGGACUUUUUGCUUUGAGCUGGGUCGAAUUCUUUCCGUUCUUGUGUAAAUUUUUAUUUUCUGGAGCUGAACCUUUUUUGAUUUCUCUAACACAACCCUUUACUGUUUUUUGGGUGCUUUCUUGACCAUUUCCUGCUCUGCUUGCUGUUUAUAUCCAGUUUCACACUCCCCCAGCUCUUAACAAUGGAGAGCAACAAUGCCAACAUCAUUGAUCCUGCCAGAAAGAGAAAACUCGCUAAUUCUGAUCCAGGCACCAAAAAGACGAAGAUAGAUCAGCAAAACAGCCUGAAUAUC
Messenger RNA from Ascoidea rubescens DSM 1968, 1360 nucleotides. RefSeq lists its product as uncharacterized. The transcript has a single exon. Lineage: Eukaryota; Fungi; Ascomycota; Saccharomycetes; Ascoideales; Ascoideaceae. The coding region runs from base 164 to 1027 and encodes 287 amino acids. The record is from RefSeq and is a predicted model, not a curated record.